GCCCCGCAGUCUUUGCUACCACUGUUUUCUCUCCUUCCUCCUCCUACAUUCUCCUCCUCCUCGUCCACCUCCUCCCGCUGCCUAUGUCUAUCUGUCCAGUCUGGGAAUGUUGACCAACGUGGCCUGAUCGAGCGCUGUAGAGUGUCCCCUUCAUUAUCACCCGGCCUGGACGUUUUUGUCCCACGAGGAUAGGAGCCGUCCUGAUCUGGCUUUAAGGUUCUUCUCUGUACACUGUUUUGUCCAGCCUUAAAAGUAACUGUAGAGAGGUCUCAGAAAUCAUGGCUGUGGCCGGAUGUCCGGAUUACUUCCUGCAUCAUCCAAAUUAUCAGCAGGACAACAUUGACCGCUCCUCCAAUCACCGACAGACUGACCUCAUUCCUGCAGGCUUCCAGCAAUCAACCAAUCAGAGUUCUCCAAACCAUCAAGACGAUGACGUGGACUUAGAGGCCCUGGUGAAUGAAAUGAACUCGUCUCUGGAGAGCCUUUACUCCACCUGCAGCGGUCAGCAUACAGAGAUAACCCCACUACUGCACAAUGGACAGAACACUUGUUCACAACAUCACCACCACCAUCAACAUCAUCACAUGCAGCACAACCAACCACGGCAUCACCACUCCUCUCAGGUGUUGAACCAUGCCUCUCCAGAGUCUCCAUCCUCUGCCUCUUCAAAUGUGGACCCCCCUCAGACUAAGCUUAGACGCUCACAGCCCAUGCACAUUCUUGCUGUCAGGAAGUUGCAGGAGGAGGAGCAGCAGUUCAGGACGUCGUCUCUCCCAGCCAUUCCCAACCCCUUCCCUGAGCUCUGCAGCCUGGCGAGCUCCCCGGUCCUCAGUCCUGGGUCACUACCUCCUGGAGAACCUACUUCAGGCAACCAUAUUGUGAAGAUUUUCAGCGAGGACGGGAUCAGCAAAGUUGUGGAGAUUCCAGCCGACAUGACAGCUAGGGAUCUGUGCCAGCUUCUGGUUUAUAAAAGCCACUGUGUGGAUGACAACAGUUGGGCACUUGUUGAACACCACCCACUGCUAGGACUAGAACGUUGUCUAGAAGACCAUGAAUUGGUGGUUCAGGUUCAAGCCUCCAUGAGCAGCGACAGUAGAUUCCUCUUCAGGAAGAACUAUGCCAAAUAUGAAUUCUUCAGAAACCCUCUGACAUUUUUCCCAGAGCACAUGGUUGCGUGGUGCCAGGAAAGCAAUCAUACAAUUCCACCAUCUCAACUCCUUCAGAACUUCCUUUCACCCAGCACCUGCCCAGAAAUCCAGGGUUAUUUGUACAUGAAAGAGGUGGGCAGGAAGUCGUGGAAGAAGGUUUACAUGUUCCUGCGCCGCUCAGGACUCUACUGCUCUACGAAAGGGACCUCAAAGGAGCCCAGGCAUUUACAGUUACUAGCAGACCUGGAGGAAAGCAGUAUAUUCACUGUCAUCACAGGCAAAAAGCAGCAUGGUGCACCCACAGACUACACCUUCUGUAUCAAACCCAAUAAAGCCAGAGGGGAAAUGAAGGAGCUGAGGAUGCUGUGUGCAGAGGACGAGCAAAGCAGGACCUGUUGGAUGACUGCUUUCCGUAUCUUUAAGUAUGGGAUUGUACUGUACCAGAACUACAAGGUACCUCAACAAAGAAAAACGUUGCUUUCACACUUCUCAGCUCCUGUGAGGAGUGUGUCAGAAAACUCCCUCGUGGCAAUGGAUUUCUCAGGGAGGAUAGGCCGGGUGAUUGAUAACCCAGUCGAAGCUCAGAGUGCUGCCAUGGAGGAGGGACAUGUGUGGCGGAAGAGAAAUCGAGUGAAUGCUUUAGGUUCCCACAGUCCCUUGCACCAACCUUCGCUAAGCUCAGUCAUCCACAUAGCUCAGCUGUGGUUUUACGGCAAGAUAACCAGAGAGGAGUCCCAUCGCAUUAUUCACCAGCAGGGACAAGUAGAUGGGUUGUUUCUGCUGAGAGUCAGUCAGAGUAACCCGAAAGCAUUUGUACUCACAUUGUGCCAUCAUCAGAAAAUCAAACAUUUUCAAAUCCUACCGUGUGAAGAGGACGGCCAGGUCUUCCUCAGCCUCGAUGACGGCGUAACCAAAUUCACAGACUUGAUUCAGCUGGUGGAGUUCUACCAGCUCAACAGAGGGGUCCUGCCUUCUAAACUGAAACACCCAUGCACCGUUGUGGCCUUAUGACACCUUCAGACGAUGUGACUGUCUGAAAAUUUACCUGACUCUGCUGAAAAAAACUAUCAAAGCAGAGAGGAUCUCUCUUUUUCUGCUUGGCUGUUGUCUUUUUCUAUUGUGAGUCUGCUGGAGACUGCUGACUGACUGGAUUUUUUCCCCCCACUUUUUUCUUGGAAGUUUUGUAGGGGCUGAUGCACGACUUGUUUUUGGGGUUCCACUUUUAAGAAACAAAAACGCAGAUAAAGGAUAUGAACACUGCCAUUAAGUGUCAUCAGUGUUACGAAAUGCUCCAUGAGAUGCCAACAAUAUUCAUCAGUAAGCUUGGGGGCCUCAAGGUCUUUACUCAGAGCUCAAGAACAGACCUUAUUUCCAUUAAACUGGACAAUCAGCAGGACAGUUAAAGCUAUUGUGUGGACCACUCUGUUUCCUUCCAACAAACUGCAGUGUCAUUCAAGCUAUUGAUGAAACAUUUUAAAAGUAUAAACCACAGAUGAAGACUCUAUUUUCUGUUGGUUUUGAACUCACUCGAGGUGCAUAUGGUCUUUACUGGUGCAUGGCAUCUCUUCUGGUGCAUAACUCAGCUAGACAUCGUGACACCAUUCUAUGUUAUUAAUAUGAAUGGACAUGUCUAAAAUUUACUGUAAAUUAGAUCUGAAUGCACCUGGAGGUCCUGCAUUAAAUUCUUUUCAGUUUGUUAAAUCU
Girardinichthys multiradiatus is the source of this 2852-nucleotide messenger RNA. RefSeq names its product growth factor receptor-bound protein 10b (gene grb10b). The record is from RefSeq and is a predicted model, not a curated record. Bases 279 to 2159 code for a protein of 626 amino acids. The transcript is spliced from 17 exons. Gene Ontology annotation, molecular function: insulin receptor binding. NCBI's taxonomy places the organism in Eukaryota, Metazoa, Chordata, Actinopteri, Cyprinodontiformes, Goodeidae. Gene Ontology annotation, biological process: negative regulation of insulin receptor signaling pathway; negative regulation of Wnt signaling pathway; insulin receptor signaling pathway.